CUUGGAUCUCGUCCUUGCCGUUGUAUUCGAAUGACAUGGAGAUUCAGUUUCUACCAACUAGCACUAUCCUAUCAUUCCUCACUAUUCGUAUUCUAAUUUUCCCGUAUAUUAUCAACCAUGCUAGCCAACGAAGGAUCCUCCAGGCCCCGUCCUCCAGCUCAGAUCCGCCGCUCACACUCUAUGUUCAACCAGAAAGGUUCUCCACCCCCGUCAUACGCCUCUUCGUUUGUGUUCCCUUCCCAGAAGAAGCCGUCGCGGUCCUCGUCGAGUACAUUGCUGGGAACGCCCGUCUCUGCGACUUUCCGGAGGAUAGAAUGUGAGGCGGGUAAAGUAGUAGCCGAAGAAGGUAAUAUGGAUUGGCUGAACGAAAAGUCGCGAGAGGAGCUGUCAGAUUUGUUGUUGAAAGCGGAUGGUCUCAUCAAGCAGCGCGAAACAGAACUUGAUCGCACCACUUCCCUAUGCAAGAGCCUCUACGAUGAUAACGUAUCUUUGAAGUCUAAACACCAAGACCUCUUUGCCUGUUUCCCAGGCAGCUUGUCACCUGCUGCAUCGUCUUCGCCAUCACCUAUCUCUCUUCAAUCGCCGCAUCUUUACACCAAUAGUAUUUCUCGUUCAACCUUUACACAACCAUCCAAAUCCGAUCUUUAUUCUACUCCCCAAACCGAUCUGCCUCGCCGUCGCGUUCGUAAAGUCUCCGUGCGUCUGGACGAUAUCAGCUUACUCGCCGACCAGAAUGAUGAGCUCCUUCAGAAAAUCGAGCGUCUUGAGACAGAAGCGGCUAGUGCGGACUUGUCGGGCAGACGGAUGCUCAGGCGGCUGGAGAAUGAGAUUCUUCAGUUAAGGGAGGAUCUUGAGAAAACGCGAGCAUGGAGCCAGGAAUUUGAGGAGAAGGCUGAACGGAUGGCACCAAUUGAAGCUGCUUGGCGGCGAAAACUGGAACAAGAGGCCAAGGUGGAAAUAUCUCAACCGAAGCCUGAUACCUCGGAAGAGGUAGAGGAAGAAAUCAGGGACUUUGCCCCAGGUGGAAUCCUCUCAGGGCCUUCAACGUCAUCCAUUCCGGAUGUCACUCCUUUGCCGGAGUCCACGCCUGAAAUGAUGGCUUUGGCAUGCAAUCCAGUCAUCGAUCCAUCAUUGAUCCACUCUGCCACUGUGGACUCCGCAACGCAAGCUCAGCCUGAGGCACCUCGAGUCCUAAUCGAGCCUGAACUCGCUAUCGUCUCUCAGCUACUGGCCAAAAUUCUCGAGCUGGAGGAAGCAAACCUUCGGAUAACGCGCCAACAGUCAGAAACGGCUACCAAGCUCAUUGCUGUCCAGCGGGAGACAGAGAACAUGAGCAAGGUCUACGAGUCGUUGAAUGAUUCCAAAUUGGAGUUUAUGGAAGGUUUUGAUACCACUCCUGAGAAGCCACGGACAACGGAUGACAGUACUAUUCGAUUCAAGAGCUUCAGAAAGUCGCUAGAAUGGGACGGUAGACGGCCCUUUACAGAUGAUUCUUUCCUCAACAUGGCAGGUACCCACAAGUCCCGUAAGUCCGUGAUGGGCCUCUUCGAGUCGCCAGACAUACCUGCAGAAACGUCGUCUCCGUAUAAGUCGAAAGGGCUCACCACGCCCUUCAAGACGUCCUCCCCCCAUCAUCAGCAUUCCUGGUCUACAGAAAGCAACGUGCAUUCCCCGACACUUUCUUCUGUCCAUUUUUCUUCUUCCGCUUGCUCCACCCCGCCACAAGGUUCCGAAACAUUGUCACCUUCGCCUUUCUUUGAGGAAACCCUCCAGAAUGAACUAGGCAGUCAAUUUGGUGAUGAUUGGGGUUUGAAUACCGGCUUUCAUCACCUCCGUUCGAGUAGCAUAUACGACCUCAGCCAGAUUUCUUCUCCCCCUUCGCCAUCACUCAUACCGCACAAUUUCAGCUCGCUAUAUUCCGCCGAUCUAGGUGUGGAUCGUGAGCUCCAAACACCCUUUCCGUCUAUGAAGGGUGGCAGCAUCCUACAGUUGACGCUGGAGCCUCCUGAUAAGAACGAAGAUGAAGGCCCGGCUUUGCGAAGGAAGCGAUCGCGAUUGAUGUCGCAGACCAUACGUUCUCGCACGACUCGCUGGGUUAACGGGCGGUUUACAGAUAAAGUGCUGAGCCCUCCCAGUUCUACAGCUGAACUGCUAUCGGAGGUCCCGCACAUUGAGGAGCCGGAGCAAGAAUUGGAGGUGAAGCAGGAGACAGAUACGGAAGAGACGCCUCGUGCAGAUCGACGAAAAUCUCUUCUGGUGGCAUUUGUUCCUCCUAUGCGGAUGCCUCGUAGACUCUCGCGCGCCCUUGACACUGUGGUCACGAAGUUUUCCGGUCAUGCGCGAGCUACUGAGGAGGAGUCUGAGGGUUCAUUGUUACAACCCGAAGUGCCACCAGGACUUGAGGAUCGAGUGGACGUCUAUGCUGACAAAACCAAAGUUGCAGAGACGAAAGGCUUUACCGGUGUUUUGGUAGAGCUGUGGUUGUGGCUGCAGUUUGCUAUCAUAAUUUUCGUGUUUUUGUGGGCGAUGGCGAAGAAGGGACCUAAAUCUGUGAUCGGAGACGCGGAGAAGCGGGUAGUAAGGAGGUAGGGAGGAGAGUUCUUGUUUGACUACCUAGACAUUGGUAUCAUACUGUUGUCACAUUCGUUUCUUUCUUUAUUUCUACACGUCUAU
Guyanagaster necrorhizus is the source of this 2673-nucleotide messenger RNA. RefSeq lists its product as uncharacterized. The coding region runs from base 118 to 2589 and encodes 823 amino acids. Lineage: Eukaryota; Fungi; Basidiomycota; Agaricomycetes; Agaricales; Physalacriaceae. The record is from RefSeq and is a predicted model, not a curated record. The transcript has 3 exons.